GUUACGCCUUGAUGUUAGAAGGGACCGUGGAGAUGACUCCUGUUAGUUCCUGCUCUUUAAAAUCUCGACAAUGCUCGUGAAUGCGUCAUCCACCUCACGCAUUCUCUCCUACCCCGCCCGACCAAACUGGUCCAAACUCUCACCGGCGCGGGAGGCAGAUACCGCACGUAGUCAUCGCGUGUAUCCGCCGUGAUUUUUCGUGGUACUCUCACUGUGGUACUCGCGAGCGUCCGGACGGCUCGAUACUCGGGGAAAGUACUUCGCGAAGAGGAGAAAAGGACUUCGGGAAAGUCGUAGAAGUUUGGGGAACCGUCAUUGACGGCGCAUUCAUUCACGCUCGCGAGACAAGACCUAUCAGGCCGAUUUCCAGGUCACCAAGGGUGUGGUGCGAAGAUAACGCGCGACUCCGUCACGCGCCGAUAAGGGGAUCCCUUGAGUCGCGUUCGUGCCUUGAUCGAGAGUGAAGGUGACUCGGCCUGAAGUAAAAAAAAAAAAGAAAAGAUUAUUCUUCUGAUCUCCGUGGAGAGGAUCCUCGACGAGUCAAACUAGGACAGACCACUGGAUCUUCUCUCUCUCUCUCUCACUCUCUCGAGUGUAGAAAGUGCGAACGUCGUGCUCGAAGUGCUCGUGCAAGCUCCAGGCUACAGGGUCGUUGCCAUUACGCGACUGCUUCUGCUGUCAAAGUCAAAGCUGGUCAAACCCGUAGUUCGAUCGAAUCCGAAUGGCUCCCGUUUGAUUUUUACAAGCCACCUCACACCGAGGAUACUGCAGUUCGUGUUCGAACCUCCUGGGACUGGUGACUCAGGAAGGAUAGGAAGCACUCAUUUUCCUUCAACCGAGAGACAUUAAAAAAAAAAAGAAGGAUGGCGAACCUGGGCAAUCUGGAGCAGCAGAUCUCGAGCCUGCAGAUCGGCGAUGAGGCGGCCAAGGGUACCGCCAAGCCCGGCAAGAAGGUUGGACCUGCGGUGCCGCCGAAGCCGAAGAAGUCUCAACCUCAGAUACCGCAAAGUUAUACCAUAAAGACUCCGCCUGUGCCAUCGUACAGUACGGUCCUUAACAAUAUGUCCAGCGACAAAACCUCGAACUUGUACAUGAACGCACCUUCGCCGUAUGGCCCGCUGGAUAUAAAGAAUGACUUUUCGCAGAUAACACCUGCGAACGGUAAGGAGGCGUCGAAGAUUUAUCAGAACAAUGACAAUUUGUACACUCAUCAGCCAGAGGAGAAGUUCGAGCCGAAGUACAGAUACGACGAGAAGAAUUAUUACUCCAAUAUAGGGAAUAUGCCGGCACCUCAGGUACCUGUGGCGGAUGAUCGCGCGAACAGGGCGACUAGAAACGCAGUGUACAGCAAUAUAGAACCACCAGUAGGCUCCACAUACGAGUACGUCCCAUACGAAAUGAAUAAGGAAAUUAUAUAUAGCAACAUUCAGUGGAAUCCUAAAACGGAGAAUACAUAUUGUAACGUUCCUGCACAUGGGGCUGACGAUUUGCCACCACCACCGGAGCCGUCAGAGUACGUUUCCUGCGUACCCGGGAAUUCGUUUCCACCGCCGCCAGACGAGCUGCCUCCGCCACCGAGUCCCGUCUCGUCGAGUUACAGCGAGUUGAGACGUGCUACUUACCAGACCGAUUUUCCAUCCGGCAACUAUCCUGCUGAUAUCUAUGGUCCGAGUUCUCAGUCCAGCUCAACGUACGAAUCCAUAUAUGAGCCGAUUAAUCCCAGACCACCGUCGCAAUUGUCAUGUAACUAUUCCAUGUACUCCGGUUACGGAUCAGCUACGUCUACUCAGCCGCAGGGCAAAGUGUCCCCCGUUAAAGAAGUCGACGUUCUUACGGAUCUGUUAGUUCAAGGAAUGGAGGAUAAUAAUGAAGACAGUGAUAUAUAUGGCAUCUGUGCGCAAUGCGGGCGCAAAGUAGAGGGAGAAGGAACCGGAUGCUCGGCGAUGGAUAAAGUCUUUCACAUAAAUUGUUUCUGCUGCUUCAUAUGCAAGGUCAAUUUACAAGGAAAACCUUUCUACUCGUUGGAAGGUAAACCUUAUUGCGAGGAGGACUAUCUCAAUACUCUGGAAAAGUGCUGCGUUUGCACCAGACCGAUACUGGAUCGAAUAUUGAGAGCUACUGGCAAACCAUAUCAUCCUUCGUGCUUCACCUGCGUUGUCUGUGGACAAAGUCUCGAUGGUAUACCGUUCACUGUGGAUGCUACGAAUCAAAUACACUGCAUUCAGUGUUUCCACAAAAAAUUUGCUCCGCGUUGCUGCGUCUGUAAGCUGCCUAUAAUGCCCGAGCCUGGUCAGGACGAGACCAUACGAGUGGUAGCACUAGAUCGCAGUUUCCACAUUCAAUGCUAUAAGUGCGAAGAUUGUGGAUUAGUAUUGUCAUCCGAUUCGGAGGGACAUGGCUGCUAUCCCCUGGACGAUCACAUUUUGUGUAAAAGUUGCAAUGCUACCCGUGUCCAAGCCUUAACGUCUCAUAUGACGACCGAAUUAUAAAUAUAUAGACGCGACAAGCUUAUAUAAUUUGUUGAAACUUCGGGAAUACGAAUGAAAUGUUAAAUCAAGUAUCGUUGUGAUUAACUGUAGCGAAAUAAGUACCGCUAUAUACACGGUAUUAUCGGUCCUUUUUUAUGCGUACAUGAUUUUUCUAUUCCGCUAUUAUUCACACCUUAUAUAUUCAAAACCGAUAUUUGCUAUCCCAUUAUAUUAACGAAGAAUCAUUUUUUAACAUUUUAUCUAUUAGCAGACUAAGGAAAUUAUGCUGUCCAUAUUUGGAUCUUUUUUGGCACGAAAAGGAAACAAUUGUCAAUGAUUAUUUAUAUUCUAUUAAUCUUUAACAGUUAGAGGAUCAAUGCAAUAGAAUUCCGCCACUGCCAUGACUGAAGCAUUUUCUCCGUACAUUAUGAAACAAUGUUGGCAAAUUAAUAGUAGAUAUAAGUUUGACGUCCGAGGUAAUUUUCCUGCAGAUGUGAUUAUCAUUGUGAUUCUAGUAAAGUAUUCGAUGUAUCGUAAAGUAUUUAACGUGUAGUUUAUCGUCGACAGGAAUACCGCUUCGAUCCAUUUAUUUAGAGAUUAUUUAGAGAUUAGAUUUUAGAUUCGGGAAAUAGGAUUAUUAUUGACAAUAUCGGUAUACCGGCGAGAAAGCGUGCCAUUUCUUCUUGUAAACGUAUCUGUUAAACCAGUUAAACAGAUCCUUGCAAGACUAUCGAGAAAGGAAAGAUAAACGCUCAAUCCCAAACACCUUACAAUGCGAUUAAUUCCCGAACUUUUUCGCAUGGGUAAGACAUUACAUCGAGGAGAGACUUGUAUGAUCUCUGUAUUAUAGUAUCAAUAAAAAUACAGUUUGUUAUUUAUGGCCAAAGAGUAACACUUCGUUUUUGCCGACCGUUCUUGCCCAUCCGAUGAUUUUCACUACGCAUGUAGACACUGCACUUUUAGCCUGCACUUACCGAAUGACAUCGGUUAUGAUCGAGCUUUUUAUGUUUCACUAUUUUAAUGAAAGUUGCUAUUAAUAUAUAUUGUUAUAUUACUAUUGUGAUUGUUAUUAAUAGUUAUACACGAUGGCUCAAACUAACGUACUUCCUUCCAGUUACAGAUUUUCUCAAGAAUUCGAAGUUUCUUUCUUAGCAAAAAAUUCAAUUGCGAGCACGCAGUUUUUUUUACAAUUUGUAAUAUUUAACAUUACCUAUAUUGUUAUUUUGUCAGAGCUGCUUGAAAUUAAAUAAAGGAUAAGAGUUUUUCAAGAGAUAAAGUUAGAUCCUUAUUUCUCCGAAAAUUAAAAUAAAAUUUUUAUUUCGGUAACUAUUAGAAUAUUUUUGCUGUUGAAAAGCCAAUUUCAAAUUUACGAGAAAAACUGUAGCCGAAACGAAGUCCGCGAUUAUACAACCUGUAGACAUAUGGUGUGUGUACAUAUACAUAAUUAUACACACACACACACCAGAUGUAUAUAUGUACACAUUAAUAUAUAAUUAAUUAUUAUAAUUGCAGAAGAAAUUUACAGCAGAUUCAUUCUAUAUCAUCUCUUUACUAAUUUUUUUUCUCUAUGAUUUUCAUGCACAGAUGUUUGUCUUUUAUUAUUAUUAACAUCUCUUUUUAGAUAUUUGCAUCUCU
Molecule: messenger RNA, 4103 nt
Organism: Mycetomoellerius zeteki
Lineage: Eukaryota; Metazoa; Arthropoda; Insecta; Hymenoptera; Formicidae
Gene: Zyx
Product: lipoma-preferred partner zyxin
Exons: 8
Coding region: 864-2489 (541 amino acids)
Biological process (GO): cell-cell adhesion
Cellular component (GO): stress fiber; focal adhesion
Source: RefSeq, a predicted model, not a curated record